Messenger RNA from Debaryomyces fabryi, 2346 nucleotides. RefSeq names its product Rim8p (gene RIM8). Lineage: Eukaryota; Fungi; Ascomycota; Pichiomycetes; Serinales; Debaryomycetaceae. The transcript has a single exon. The record is from RefSeq and is a predicted model, not a curated record. The coding region runs from base 1 to 2346 and encodes 781 amino acids.
AUGAGAAAAGCAGUAUCAAAAAUAAUACCAAAUGGGCCUCCCAGGUUCCUACAGAGUGGGUCAUUACUAUCAGGAGACACAAACUUCAAGUAUAAACUCGAUUUCAACUCUGUAGAUGAGUUUUACAUUCUGCUAGCGGAUCCCCAUAGAUCUUGGGUUCCAGGAGACGAGGUAUCGGGGCAAAUAAUAUUUAUAUCCAAAAAGGAUCUUGCAAACAUAGUAAUAACGUUGUCCUUGAUAGGGAGUGUGAAGAUAAAUGCAUCAUCACAUUCUAAAUUACGACCAGUUAAAGAACUAUUAUUUCAUCACACAAUAAAAAUUUACGGAGACGAAAAUAGUGCCAAUAGUAACGACAACAACGUGGAAGAAUUCGGUAAUGGAUUGUUUAAAGGCGAACAUAGAUUUCCCUUUAUUGUUAAGUUGCCCAACAAGCGAGUAUUUACUAGUAUUGAUUUUGGGAAGGGCUCAAUUAAAUAUUCAUUAAAAGCUGCGGUCGGGAAUGUAUCAUCAUUUGCAAAUGAUAGUCCGGCAGUUUCUCCAUUGUCGGACAGCAAUAACAGCAAUAAUAAUACAACAAAGAAUAAUUUUAUUCUGAAGACCAAAAAUUUGAACUUUCAUAAUUCGGUCUACACGUCCGAAAAGAUCAUUACUUUGAUAAACCCGAUAGACGUUUCCAAAUUGCCUAGAUCCAAACCUAAAAGAUUAAUUAUAAAAGACCCUCGUCUAAGUAAGAAGUUAUCCAGAACGCAGUCAUCCACAUCAACAUUGAACACAGUGAAUACCUUCAAUACCUUGUCCUCGAAUAAUUCAGACACAACAACAAAUGGUGAAUUUCAUUCGAAUAGUAAUACACCUGGUAAUAGUGCUUCUCACUCGAAUUCCAAUUCGCCAUUGAAUGGGCCAGAUAAGACUAGACCGCAGGUUAUUAAGGUUGCGCUUGAGAUUCCUGAAAGGGGUUUUCUUAGAGGAGAAUUGAUUCCGAUAAAACUUAAUAUUAAUCAUACAAGAAAAAUUCAAGACUUGAAUGGCAUUAUUGUUACCUUUGUUAGAGUUUGUAGACUUAGCAAUGGUCAUGAGAAUAUGGUUGAAUCGUUCAGAAAAGAUUUACAGCAACUGGUUGUUCCAUUGUAUGUUGACCCAAAUACAUUUCAAUCUGAAAUCAAUACGAAUCUAAGAGUCCCAGCGGAUGCAUUUCCUACAAUUUCAGGGUGCCCUCUAGUUUCAUUUCAAUAUUUCAUUGAAGUAUUGAUUAAUCUAUCGGGUAAAUCUCUAGUUCUAGAUAGCAGUAACCACCACAAGCCAAGCAUAUCUACAGAUGAGGCAAAUCAUUCAUUAUUGGAAAAUCCUUCUAGUGAUUUGAAAUAUAAAUUUAACUUCAAUUCAAAUGCAUCCAUGAAUCACAAUGAAAGAUCGGGGUUCAUCAAUACCGAUAAAUAUAAAAGAAUGAAAAAAUUCCUCCUUUUAACAACUGAAGUAAUAAUUGGAACUAAUCGUCUGAAUGAGCGACUAGCAUACACUUCUAACGAGCAAUCCAAUGAGCUAGUAAAUGAAAAUCUCCAUUCUACUUCUCUGACUUCGAGAAAAUCAUCAUCUGUUUCUGGGUCUAAUGAUUCCCCCUUAUUGUUCAAUCAAAAUGGGUCUACACCACCUUCGCAACAAAGCCAUCAACAACCAACAAGCUUUAACCCACUCUCAGAGACUAUACCGGCUACUCAUUUUUCUACACCACCUUAUUUUGAGAGCCAGCAAGAUUCACCUUUAAAUAUUGCUGACACCCCUAUUCCAGGCUAUGAGGAAGCUUCAAAUAAUUAUCAUCAUGAUUCAAGUUUGGCACCAGUUCAAAUGCCAACAAAUCAACAUUUAUCAGAGAAAGAGCAAAUGAGAGCACGGGAGGCUAGCUUAUUACCAUCUGCACCGCCUUUAGAUGAUGCAGAAGAAGCAGAAACAAUCAGCCCAAUUGAUAGGAAUAAUGAAAUAUUAGAAAAUAUAGAGGAGGUGGGCGAAGAAACGAAUCAAUUGAAUAAUGAUUCAAAUGAUAGCACAUCGUCGAGACGUUCACAUUCAUUUGGGUUCUUUAGCUAUCAGAAUUCUACAUCGACAGAUACUCCUCCAAACCAAGGGAGUUUAGAAGAAGAUGACGAUGAUGAUUUAUACCACAGUAACAAUAAUCUUUUGAAUGAAGUUGAUAUAGAUAACGAAUCAACUGAUUGGGUUCCAAAUUAUGAAGCUGCUAAUCACGAUAGGUUAUUGCUUGAGAAUGAUCAUGUUAGUACCGGUACUAAUAUUCAUCCAGGUAGAAACGCUAACUCAAGUGCCUGUGGGUCUCAGCAAGAUAAUUCAUCGUAA